Molecule: messenger RNA, 597 nt
Organism: Amyelois transitella
Lineage: Eukaryota; Metazoa; Arthropoda; Insecta; Lepidoptera; Pyralidae
Gene: RpL40
Product: ubiquitin-ribosomal protein eL40 fusion protein
Exons: 3
Coding region: 112-501 (129 amino acids)
Biological process (GO): translation; modification-dependent protein catabolic process; protein ubiquitination
Cellular component (GO): cytoplasm; nucleus; ribosome
Molecular function (GO): structural constituent of ribosome; ubiquitin protein ligase binding; protein tag activity
Source: RefSeq, a predicted model, not a curated record
AGUGUGGGUUGUUUUUUUAAAGAUUUUUGAACGAAAUAUACCGCCGCCAUGUUUUCUAGUAAAUUUUGACAGUUCUCUUUCUUUGAGUAGAGCACGUUUUUUGAGCUCACAAUGCAGAUCUUCGUAAAAACACUUACGGGGAAGACCAUCACCCUUGAGGUGGAAGCUUCUGACACCAUCGAAAAUGUGAAAGCCAAAAUUCAAGAUAAGGAAGGUAUCCCUCCGGACCAGCAGCGACUUAUCUUCGCUGGCAAACAACUGGAAGAUGGCCGCACAUUGUCAGACUACAAUAUUCAAAAGGAGUCCACCUUGCACUUGGUGCUAAGAUUGAGAGGAGGUACCAUUGAACCGUCUCUGCGCAUCUUGGCGAUGAAGUACAACUGUGACAAAAUGAUCUGUCGCAAGUGCUAUGCUCGCCUUCACCCCCGUGCCACCAACUGCCGCAAGACCAAGUGCGGACACACCAACAAUCUGCGCCCCAAGAAGAAGUUGAAGGAUUAAGUUUUUAAACCUGUACCAUCUAUAUUCGUUGGAAUUUUAUCUACAUUCAGAAUGUAACUGACACUCUAAAUUAAUAAACACAUUCUUCAAAAGAAA